Molecule: messenger RNA, 2458 nt
Organism: Pelmatolapia mariae (spotted tilapia)
Lineage: Eukaryota; Metazoa; Chordata; Actinopteri; Cichliformes; Cichlidae
Product: zinc finger protein 347-like
Exons: 4
Coding region: 139-1569 (476 amino acids)
Biological process (GO): regulation of transcription by RNA polymerase II
Molecular function (GO): RNA polymerase II cis-regulatory region sequence-specific DNA binding; DNA-binding transcription factor activity, RNA polymerase II-specific
Source: RefSeq, a predicted model, not a curated record
GCGUGAACCACGUGGGUCUCUGCUCCCUGAUCUGUUUCCUGUGCUUGGAAAGACUUCCAGCUUCAUCACGGAGUUUCUCUCGGUUUGUGGGCUCAUCUAAAGCCAUUUGGACUCAGCUCAGCCACUACAGAGGAAACAAUGACUUCAACACAAAAGGACCAACAUGGAGCGAGAAGUCAGCGCUCUCAGGAGGCCGACAAACCUCACAGAAGAAAGGGAGAGAAAACCUACAGCUGUGAUGAGUGUGGGAAGUCUUUUACCCGCACUGGACACUUAAAAAGACACCAACUCAUCCACAGUGGAGUUAAACCGUACAGCUGUGACUUGUGUGGAAAAUCUUUUACAGAGGCUGGAAGCUUAAAAACUCACCAACUCAUCCACAGUGGAGUUAAACCUUACAGCUGUGAGUUGUGUGGAAAGUCUUUUACUCUGGCUCGAAGCCUAAAAACACACCAACUCAUCCACAGUGGAGUUAAACCUUACAGCUGUGACUUGUGUGGGAAGGAUUUUGCUCAGGCUCGAAACUUAAAAACUCACCAACUCAUCCACAGUGGAGUUAAACCUUACAGCUGUGAGUUGUGUGGAAAGUCUUUUGCCCAGGCUCGAAACUUAAAAACUCACCAACUCAUCCACAGUGGAGUUAAACCUUACAGCUGUGAGUUGUGUGGAAAGUCUUUUACCCAGGCUGGACACUUAAAAACACACCAACUCAUCCACAGUGGAGUUAAAGCUUACAGCUGUGAGUUGUGUGGAAAGUCUUAUACUCUGGCUCGAUGCCUAAAAAGACACCAACUCUUCCACAGUGGAGUUAAACCUUACAGCUGUGAGUUGUGUGGAAAGUCUUUUACCCAGGCUGGAAACUUAAAAAAACACCAACUCAUCCACAGUGGAGUUAAAGCGUACACCUGUGACUUGUGUGGAAAGUCUUUUAACCGAGCUGAAAGCUUAAAAACACACCAACUCAUCCACAGUGGAGUUAAAGCGUACACCUGUGACUUGUGUGGAAAGUCUUUUACCCUGGCUCAAAGCCUAAAAAAACACCAAGUCAUCCACAGUGGAGUUAAAGCGUACAGUUGUGACUUGUGUGGAAAGUCUUUUGCCCUGGCUCAAAGCCUAAAAACACACCAAGUCAUCCACAGUGGAGUUAAAGCGUACAGUUGUGACUUGUGUGGAAAGUCUUUUGCCCUGGCUCAAAGCCUAAAAACACACCAAGUCAUCCACAGUGGAGUUAAAGCGUACAGUUGUGACUUGUGUGGAAAGUCUUUUACCCAUGCUCAAAGCCUAAAAACACACCAACGCAUCCACACUAGAGUUAAAGCUUACAACUGUGACCUGUGUGGAAAGUCUUUUACCCAGGCUGGAAACUUAAGAACUCACCAACUCAUCCACAGUGGAGUUAAAGCUUACAGAUGUAACCUGUGUGGAAAGUCUUUUACCCAGACUGGAAGCUUAAAAAAACACCAAGUCAUCCACAGUGGAGUUAAAGCUUACAGCUGUGACUUGUGUGGAAAGUCUUUUCAAUAUCCACAUCAGCUGAAAAAACACCAACAGAUCCACACCAGAAAGUAAACUCUACAAGUGCAGUUACUGUGAGAAGUGGAGCAAAGCACAUGGAUCCAGUUCUCAACCCUGUCGUCACUGUGGUGGUGGGAAAGAGUUUCUCUGUGACCUUUGUGGAAAAACUUCAAUCAUCAACGGGACCAAAAAACCACAUCAACAUAGCCACACUGGAGACAAAAUGAACUACUGCAAAGAAUGUGGGAGAGACUUCCACACACCAAGUACAUUAAAAAUACAUGAACUCUUCCACAGUGGGGUCAAAAAGCACAUCUGUGACCAGUGUGGGUCAUCCUUCACCACUGGACAUGAGCUCAAUGAAAAAGCAUAAGGGAAUCCACACAUGAGAGACACCAUACAAGUGCAGACACUGUGACAAAAGCUUCUCACAAUCAGGUCAUCGUAACAAACAUGAACGUAUACACAUGGAAGUGAACUUCAGCUGUGACCAGUGUGACAAGAGCUUCAGGAAUCUCAGUUCAUACUCCGAACAAAAACGAUCCCACACUGUAAAUAAACUGUUUCACUGUUACCAAUGUGCAAAAACAUUCACUUCAUUAUCUGCUCUGUGCAAACAUCAGCCUGAUCAUUCAGGACUGAAAUCACUGGAUCACAAUGAAUCUGAAGAGAGAGAAAGAUCCUCUUCUGGUUUCAGGGUCAGACUUAAAAACCUUGAGAUCAGGCUCCACAGAGUUCAGAUGGAAUCUCCUGUAAAGAGUGUCAGCUGAUGUCACACUUGGAUCUGAUGAGGUAGCUCUGAUUUCUGGACCUGCAGUGAAUAAUCCUGAAUGUUACAUUUAGGAAGCUGCAUGUAUAGAUAUGCAUAUCAAGUUUAUGUUUUUUCCUUUGAGGGAUUUUAAUUCUCUAAAAUGUUAUCCCUGUUACAUUUUAUUCUUUGUUU